Protomyces lactucae-debilis is the source of this 666-nucleotide messenger RNA. RefSeq lists its product as uncharacterized. The record is from RefSeq and is a predicted model, not a curated record. NCBI's taxonomy places the organism in Eukaryota, Fungi, Ascomycota, Taphrinomycetes, Taphrinales, Protomycetaceae. Bases 1 to 666 code for a protein of 221 amino acids. The transcript is spliced from 2 exons.
AUGCUCGUCUCUAUCCUCCCCCUCUCCCUCACUGCAAUCCUAUCUGUCUCGGCUCUCACCAUCGAGGAACCCAACGCCAAAUCCAAGAUUUCCAAGGACAGCGAGUUCACUUUCCAGUGGACCAAGGAAGGCAGCGAAGACUUCAAGACCUUUGUGGUCAACUACAAAGCCAAGAAUAGCAACGAAAUCUUGGGAACCAUGACGCCGGUCAAUUUGGACGGCAACCCGCAGAAACAGGGUAUCUCAUUGAGCGGUUCAGUCUUCAAUGCCUUCAACUUCAAGGACUACAUUAUCGUUGCUCAAGCCAACAACUCCGCUGGCAAACUCGUCGAUGUGGCCGAGUCUAGCCUCUUCCGCGUCUUCAACACAAAAGCAGAAGCCGCUACCUUCACUGGAUUGACCCCAGAUGAGAUCAAGAAGAACACCCCAUCCACCUCAGCUACCACAUCGCCCUCUGCAAUCAGCACUACUGAUGUUGAUUCGUCUGAGCCAACCGGCACGUCUACCGCCCUUUCAGGUUCCACCACCCGUGGUCUCAACAGUCUUCGCUCACCCACCCCAUCGAGCUUGUCCUCGACCAUUACCAGCAAGUCUGCAGCUUCUAUCGUCCAAGCUGGCACUGCACUCCUGGCCGGCUCCUUGCUCCUUGCAGCCUCUCUCAUCUAA